Messenger RNA from Staurois parvus, 340 nucleotides. The record is from the annotation of a GenBank genome assembly. NCBI's taxonomy places the organism in Eukaryota, Metazoa, Chordata, Amphibia, Anura, Ranidae.
UCAAUUCUGCAAGUGGUUCUAAUUUACUAUAACUGUUCUCUAGCUGGUCUAAAACCACUUUUGACCUAAAGGGACACUUUUUGGACUCCAUGGACUUUUCUCAGUUUCCAGGCAGAAAAAACGGUAAAAAUGCAGGCAGGGCACAGGACAAAGCACUAGGAACAAAAUGUAUGUGAAAUGCUUUGACACAGUAAUGUUUUACUAUGUAAUUUUUUUUAAUAUUUUUGAAUUUCCCGCCGGUUCCGUCCCCCGUACGUCCCGACGCUCACAGGGAACGGAACCCGGAAGAAGGAUGCCAGCAUCGGCCGGAGGACAUGGCUGGGGACGCUGCAGGGGGGAC